Acanthosepion pharaonis is the source of this 996-nucleotide messenger RNA. Lineage: Eukaryota; Metazoa; Mollusca; Cephalopoda; Sepiida; Sepiidae. The record is from the annotation of a GenBank genome assembly.
AUGUCAUUCCCUUCAUACUUUCUUUCAGUAUCUAUCUAUCUAUCUAUCUAUCUAUCUAUCUAUCUAUCUAUCUAUCUAUCUAUCUAUCUAUCCAUCUCCUAUUCAUAUCUAUCUAUCUAUCUAUCUAUCUAUCAUUCUGUUUUUUGGUAUUCAUUUAUCACUGGUUAUCUCUCUCUCCUUUUCUUAAGAAUGUAUUCUUCUUUCGUUCCUUCCUUUAUUCUUUCUUUUGCUGAAUUCUUUCAUUUGUUGUUUUCUUUGUGUUUAUUUUUAUUACGUUCUUCUUUGCAUUCUAUCUUCUUUUUGCGUUUUAUUUCCUUUCUUUUCUCUUUUCCUUUCCUUCUUUUUCCUGUUUUCUUUCUUAUGCCGUUUUCUUUCUUUCGAUACUUUCUCGUUUACUUUCAUUCUUUUUUCUUUUUCUUUCUUUCUCUUUUUUUUGUCUUUUGUCCUUUUCUUUCUUUAUUUAUUUUCCCGUUUUUUCUUUCUUGCUUUUUUCCCCGUUUUCUUUUCCCUUUCUUUCCCCGUUUUCUCUUCCCUUUCUUUCCCCGUUUUCUUUUCCCUUUCUUUCCCCGUUUUCUUUUCCCUUUCUUUCCCCGUUUUCUUUCUUUCUUUCUUUCAUUUUACAUUAUUUCUUUUUUUAACAUUUUUUCCCGUCUUCUUUUUGUUUCUAUCAUUCUGUCAUUGUUUCGUUCACUUGAUAUGGUUUCGAAAAUUUUGCUUCCUUUUUUUUAUCUUCCAUGUUUUUUUUUCUCUCUCCCUCUGCUUUUUACAUUUAGGGCACCAUUCUUUCUUUUUAAAUUUAAUGAAUUUCUUUCUUUCUCACUUUCUUUCUUGUUAAAUUCUAUGAAGGUAUCUCACUCUUUCUUUCUUUCUUUCUUACUUUUUAGCAUUCACAUAUAUUUCUUUCUUUCUUUUUUAACAUUCCUGCAUAAAUUUCCUUCUUUUUUUCUUUUAACUUUCACGAAUAUCUUUCCUUCGUUCUUUCUUUUUAGCUUUUAG